UUUGCAUUUUGGACCAGCCGGUCGUCGAUCUUAACAGCAUUUCAAAAGCAGGCAGAUAGAACUUUUCGCCACCGGUCCGCAUUCCCCGUUGUAUUUCAGGAUUCGAUACGGAACAGGAACUUCCACGAGUGAGGUCGGCCUCUGAAGACCUGCUAUCACCUGCCAUUCCAGCAGUUUCUGCCUGGAGCACACACCCGUCAUACUCGCCGUUUUCUACUGCAAUCCCGAAUACAAGAUGAUGGACUUUAUAUUUGGCUCCCGGAAAACCCCGGCAGAGCUUCUUCGACAGCACCAACGUGCUCUCAAUAGGGCGCAACGCGACCUUGACCGCGAGCGCUCGAAACUAGAGCAGCAGGAAAAGAAGCUUAUUGUGGACAUUAAGAAAGCUGCUAGGGCCAAUCAAAUGAAUGCAUGCAAAAUCAUGGCAAAGGACCUGGUCCGAACACGCCGGUACAUUCAAAAGUUCUACCAAAUGCGAACACAACUACAGGCAGUUGGAUUACGGAUACAGACACUCCGUUCAAACCAACAAAUGGCGGAAGCUAUGCGUGGCGUAACCAAAGCUAUGCGUUCCAUGAAUAAACAAAUCAACCUUCCAGGCAUCCAAAAAAUCAUGAUGGAGUUUGAGCGUGAGAGCGAAACGAUGGACAUGAAGGAGGAAAUGAUGAACGAUGCCAUUGACGAUGUAAUGGAAGAGGAGGAUGAUGAGGAUGAAAGUGAUCAGAUUGUCAAUCAGGUCUUGGAUGAGAUUGGCAUCGGUUUGGAUCACUCGCUUCCCGAAGCGUCAAAGGCAAGAGUUGGUGGUGCCGCGGUAAAAGAAUCGCAAGCAGAGGCACUUUUAGCAGAUGAUGCCGCUCUACAGGCGCGGUUGGAUAACUUACGGAGAGAAUAAGAUAGAUUGGAAUUAUUUGUAAUAUGAUUUUUGAUUGCGUUUCAUGCCUUGUCAGA
Messenger RNA from Spizellomyces punctatus DAOM BR117, 948 nucleotides. RefSeq names its product ESCRT-III subunit protein DID4. Lineage: Eukaryota; Fungi; Chytridiomycota; Chytridiomycetes; Spizellomycetales; Spizellomycetaceae. Gene Ontology annotation, biological process: protein transport; late endosome to vacuole transport; endosome transport via multivesicular body sorting pathway. Gene Ontology annotation, cellular component: ESCRT III complex; multivesicular body. The transcript has 4 exons. The coding region runs from base 236 to 892 and encodes 218 amino acids. The record is from RefSeq and is a predicted model, not a curated record.